UCACCGACGGACAAUUCACCGAUUGGACAAUUCGCCGAUUGGACAAUAAGUCGACAUGCGGAAGUAUCGAUCAUGGAGUUCAUCAGAACGGAACGAGGAGGCAGAAAGCUUCUAUGCAAAGAGUAUACCUAUAUUAUUGAUAGAACCAGAAAAAGAAAAGACUUAUUGGACUUAUGCAAAUCGUAAACUGUGCAGCGCUAGACUGACAACGAUUGAGGAUGAAAUUAGCACAACUCCUUCUGAACACGUACAUCCACCUACGCCGAUUGAAAAUCACGCUGAAAAAGUUAAGGAAGAAAUAAAGCUUCUUGCUGGACGAACUGAACAAUUGCCGCGUUCUAUAGUUGAAGCCGUAGCUUCCGAUAUCUCCUUGAGCGUUGCUGGAUGUUUUCCGAAAUUGGAAUCUCUUAAAUGUAGAGUGCGACGGAAAAGACCAGUUAUUAAUGAGGAUGAAUUGUAUAAAACGCCAAGAGGUGAUAAUGUUUUACUAUAUAGAAAUGACGAGGUUUCUAUAUUUGGUACUGUGGAAAAUUUAGCAAUUGUAUGCGAUGUCUUUAUUUCUAUUUGUAAGACUAACAAAACUUUGUGUGCUUUUUUCAUAUGUUGA
Molecule: messenger RNA, 607 nt
Organism: Octopus sinensis (East Asian common octopus)
Lineage: Eukaryota; Metazoa; Mollusca; Cephalopoda; Octopoda; Octopodidae
Exons: 2
Coding region: 56-607 (183 amino acids)
Source: RefSeq, a predicted model, not a curated record